AGCAGCAUUUCCCCUUUGGAACAGAGAACAGUAGUGAAAAAAACCUCUCCAGUCACGGCAUGCAUCAUGUUUCCAGCAGUAAUAGUGCUCAUCUUCUGCAGUUUUCUGCAAUCUGCUGCUUUUGAAGGAAAUUAUUGGUCCCACUAUUUUUUUCAAAAACAGAAAGAAUCUCUGCAAAGACUUUUGAGCAAGGAUUCCUGUUCUACCUGGGGUGGAGGGCAUUUUUCAACCUUUGAUAAAUACCAAUAUGACUUCACUGGCACCUGCAACUAUAUCUUUGCAACUGUAUGUGAUGAAACCAGCCCAGAUUUCAACAUUCAGUUACGCCGUGGACUGGACAAAAAAAUCGAGAGGAUCAUUAUUGAACUGGGACCUUCUGUUGUCAUUGUUGAGAAAGGCAGCAUUUCUGUCAGGAGUGUUGGUGUCAUUAAGUUGCCUUACACUAGCAGUGGAAUUCAAAUAGCACCUUAUGGACGCAACAUCCGUCUGGUGGCCAAGCUGAUGGAGAUGGAGCUAGUUGUCAUGUGGAACAAUGACGAUUAUCUUAUGGUUUUGACUGAAAAAAAAUUUAUGGGGAAAACCUGUGGAAUGUGUGGAAAUUAUGAUGGUUAUGAAUUUAAUGAAUUUGUGAGUGAAGGCAAAUUGCUGGAUACAUACAAAUUUGCUGCAUUACAAAAAAUGGAUGAUCCAUCAGAGAUCUGCCUGUCUGAGGAGAUACCAAUUUCCACCAUUCCUCACAAAAAAUACGCCAUGAUCUGCUCUCAGUUACUUAACUUGGUGUCACCAACAUGCAGCGUGCCAAAGGAUGGCUUUGUCAUUCGUUGCCAGCUUGAUAUGCAAGACUGCAGUGAACCAGGACAAAACAACUGCACUUGCUCUACUUUGUCAGAGUAUUCAAGGCAAUGUGCCAUGUCCCAUCAAGUGGUGUUAAACUGGAGAAAGGAAAACUUCUGCUCUAUUGGAAAAUGUUCUGCUAACCAAAUCUAUGAGGAGUGCGGUUCUCCAUGCGUUAAAACCUGUUCCAAUCCAGAGUACAGCUGUUCCAGUUACUGUACCUAUGGUUGCUUUUGUCCAGAAGGAACUGUUCUUGAUGACAUCUCAAAGAAUCGAACAUGCGUUAAUAUUAAGCAGUGUCCAUGUACACUGAAUGGGAAGAUAUAUGCUCCUGGUGAGAUAAUGAAAGCUGCAUGUAGGACCUGUAAAUGUACAAUGGGUCAGUGGAACUGCAAUGAUUUGCCCUGCCCUGGAAGGUGUUCGCUGGAAGGAGGCUCCUUUGUUACCACAUUUGAUUCUAGAUCAUAUAGGUUCCACGGGGUUUGCACUUACAUUCUUAUGAAGAGUUCCAGUCUGCCACACAAUGGAACCCUAAUGGCUGUAUAUGAAAAGUCUGGUUAUUCUCAUUCUGAGACAUCACUUAGUGCUAUAAUUUACCUGUCUACAAAGGACAAAAUUGUGAUUUCUCAGAAUGAACUCCUAACUGACGAUGAUGAACUUAAGCGGCUACCUUACAGAUCAGGAGACAUCACUGUUUUCAGACAGUCCUCAAUGUACCUUCAAAUGUAUACCACCUUUGGUUUGGAACUUGUAGUUCAAAUGUCACCUGUGUUCCAGGUCUACGUGAAAGCUGGAUCACAAUUCAAAGGCAGAACUCUAGGUUUGUGUGGCAAUUACAAUGGAGACACUACAGAUGAUUUCAUGACUAGCAUGGAUAUUAAUGAAGGGACAGCCUCCCUGUUUGUAGAUUCCUGGAGGGCAGGAAAUUGCCAUGCUGCUUUAGAGAGAGAAACCGACCCUUGCGCUUUGAGUCAACUGAACAAAAUAUCUGCUGAGACUCAUUGCUCCAUUCUUACCAAAAAGGGUACAGUGUUCGAGAAAUGCCAUGCUGUGGUCAACCCUAUUCCAUUCUACAAGAGAUGUGUCUACCAAGCCUGCAAUUAUGAAGAGACUUUUCCUUAUAUUUGUUCUGCUCUUGGAUCCUACGCACGAACAUGCAGUUCAAUGGGUUUAAUCCUUGAGAACUGGAGAAACAGUAUGGACAAUUGUACCAUUACUUGUACUGGCAAUCAAACAUUCAGCUACAACACUCAGGCAUGUGAGAGGACAUGCUUGUCACUUUCCAACCCAGCCCUGGAAUGUCAUCCAACUGACAUCCCUAUUGAAGGCUGCCAUUGUCCUAAAGGAAUGUAUUUGGACCACAAGAAUGAGUGUGUUCCUAAAUCUCAUUGUCCCUGCUAUUUAGAAGAUAGAAAGUACAUCUUGCCUGACCAGUCUACACUAGCUGGUGGGAUUACCUGCUACUGCAUUAAUGGGAGGCUAAGUUGCACAGGCAAACUUCAAAAUCCUGCAGAAAACUGCAAACCUCCUAAGAAAUAUGUGUCAUGUUCUGGCAGUUCAGAAAACAAAUAUGGUGCUGCUUGUGCCCCCACCUGUCAGAUGCUGGCUACUGGAAUUGAAUGUAUACCUACCAAAUGUGAAUCAGGCUGUGUCUGUUCUGAUGGGCUGUAUGAAAAUCUUGAUGGCAGGUGUGUUCUAGCCGAAGACUGUCCAUGUGAAUAUGGUGGUCUUGCAUAUGGAAAAGGUGAACAGAUUCAAACAGAAUGUGAAAUCUGCACUUGCACAAAAGGCAAAUGGAAAUGUGUUCAGAAAUCGAAGUGUUCCUCAACAUGUAGUCUGUAUGGAGAAGGCCACAUUACCACUUUUGAUGGACAGCGUUUUGUGUUUGAUGGCAACUGUGAAUAUAUAUUAGCUAUGGAUGGCUGCAGUGUAAAUAGACUUGUUUCCUCUUUCAAAAUUGUCACUGAGAAUGUCAUCUGUGGGAAAUCAGGGGUUACAUGCUCCAGAUCCAUCAGUAUUUACCUUGGGAAUUUAACAUUCAUACUGAGAGAUGAAACCUUCACUAUUUCUGGGAAAAAUCCUGGAGUGCGAUACAACGUGAAAAAGAAUGCCCUUCACCUGAUGUUCGACGUCAUUAUCCCAGGAAAAUACAAUAUGACCCUUAUCUGGAAUAAGCACAUGAACUUCUUCAUCAAGAUCUCCAGAGAAACACAGGAAACUAUAUGCGGUUUGUGCGGGAACUAUAAUGGCAAUAUGAAGGAUGAUUUUGAAACUCGAAGCAAGUAUGUGGCAUCAAAUGAAUUGGAAUUUGUCAAUUCUUGGAAAGAGAAUCCUCUCUGUGGAGAUGUAUACUUUGUAGUGGACCCAUGCAGCAAGAAUCCUUAUCGUAAAGCAUGGGCAGAAAAGACAUGUUCCAUCAUCAACAGCCAAGUCUUUUCUCCCUGUCACAAUAAGGUGAAUCGUAUACCCUAUUAUGAGGCCUGUGUUCGAGACUCUUGUGGUUGUGACAUUGGAGGGGACUGUGAAUGCAUGUGUGACGCUAUCGCGGUAUAUGCUAUGGCAUGCUUAGAUAAAGGUAUCUGCAUUGACUGGAGGACCCCUGAGUUCUGUCCUGUCUAUUGUGAGUAUUACAAUUCUCAUAGCCAAACAGGAAGUGGUGAUGCUUAUUCCUACGGCUACAACAAUGACAACUGCACCUGGCAUUACAGGCCUUGUAACUGUCCGAAUCAAAACUACAAAUAUGUCAACAUUGAAGGCUGUUACAAUUGCUCUCAUGAGGAAUACUUUGACCAUGAGAAGGGAAGAUGCAUGCCAUGUGGUGAAAUCACUAGUACUACACCUGAAACACCUUCACCUUCAACAGAAACAACAGUGCAGCCUGAAGUAACAAGAAGCUCUACCACAAGCACCCUAGCAACAGUACCUAGUAUUUCUUCAGCUACUAUAUUAACUCAGACCACAAAUCCAACUAUAACAUCAAAAAUCACAAUUCCAAGGACUUCAUCAGCAUCACAUCUUGUCACAAUGAAGUCAACAACUGAGAGUGAGGAAACCCAGGCAACCACUCUGCACCAUAAAGUCCCAAUAGCAAGGGAGCCAACCAGAGCUAAGACUCCAACUAGUAAAGUAGUAACAGCCUUCCCUCACACAAAGACAACCAUGCCACACACUGUGCUGCCUGAGUCCACACAGAAGACCACCGCUGCCACCUCUGCCACCAGCACCUUCAAGACCUCUGUCUCCAGAGAGGCCAGCACUGAAGUCCCACUGAAAAGGAUGUCUGAAAACCCUAGCUCUCCAACAGCUCCCAGCACCUCCCUCACCACCCAGCUGAUCACUCCUGCCACAUCCACUGUCUCCUCCAAGCCUGCUCCAAAUGAAUCACCUGCACCUGAGUCCUCUGCUGCCUCCACAGCCAAAACCAGCCAGCUGCCAUCACCUGCUCCUUCCCUCUCCUCUACUCUGUCCUCAACAUGGCAAAGCUCCUCGCACCCCGCCUUCCCUCACACAAAGACAACCAUGCCACACACUGUGCUGCCUGAGUCCACACAGAAGACCACCGCUGCCACCUCUGCCACCAGCACCUUCAAGACCUCUGUCUCCAGAGAGGCCAGCACCAUUACCAGCACUGAAGUCCCCCCGACAGGGACGACUGCGAACCCCAGCUCUCCAGCUCCUGCCAGUACCUCUCUGACCACCCGGCUGACCUCUGCUGCCGCCGCGUCCCCUGUCUCCUCCACCUCAAUCUCAACCACCACCCACGAACCUACGCGGACAACCAUAAGGCACAAGGCCUCAUCCCCAUCAACGCCUGCUCCAAAAGAGUCACCCACACCUGAGUUCUCCUCUCCCUCCACAGCCAAAACCAGCCAGCUGCCAUCACUUGCUCCUUCCCCUUCCUCUACUCUGUCCUCAACAUGGCUGAGCUCCUCACACCCCGCCUUCCCUCACAAAAAGACAACCAUGCCACACAUUGUGCCGCCUGAGUCCACGCAGAAGACCACCGCUGCCACCUCUGCCACCAGCACAUCCAAGACCUCUGUCUCCAGAGAGGCCAGCACCGCUACCAGCACAGAAGUCCCCCUGACGAGGACGUCACCAAGCACCAGCCCUCCACCAGCUCAUAGCACCUCCCUCACCACCUGGCUGUCCUCUACCACCAUGUCCACUGUCUCCUCCACCUCAACACCAACCACCACCCAUAAACCUACACAGACAAUCAUAAGGCACAAGGCCUCUUCCCCAUCAAUGCCUGCUCCAAAAGAGUCACCCACACCUGAGUUCUCCACUCCCUCCACAGCCAAAACCAGCCCACUGCCAUCACUUGCUCCUUCCCUCUCCUCAACUCUGUCCUCAACAUGGCUGAGCUCCUUGCACUCUGCCUUCCCUCACAAAAAGACAACCAUGCCACACAUUGUGCCGCCUGAGUCCACGCAGAAGACCACCGCUGCCACCUCUGCCACCAGCACAUCCAAGACCUCUGUCUCCAGAGAGGCCAGCACCGCUACCAGCACAGAAGUCCCCCUGACGAGGACGUCACCAAGCACCAGCCCUCCACCAGCUCAUAGCACCUCCCUCACCACCUGGCUGUCCUCUACCACCAUGUCCACUGUCUCCUCCACCUCAACACCAACCACCACCCAUAAACCUACACAGACAAUCAUAAGGCACAAGGCCUCUUCCCCAUCAAUGCCUGCUCCAAAAGAGUCACCCACACCUGAGUUCUCCACUCCCUCCACAGCCAAAACCAGCCCACUGCCAUCACUUGCUCCUUCCCUCUCCUCAACUCUGUCCUCAACAUGGCUGAGCUCCUUGCACUCUGCCUUCCCUCACACAAAGACAACCAUGCCACACACUGUGCUGCCUGAGUCCACACAGAAGACCACCGCUGCCACCUCUGCCACCAGCACCUUCAAGACCUCUGUCUCCAGAGAGGCCAGCACCAUUACCAGCACUGAAGUCCCCCCGACAGGGACGACUGCGAACCCCAGCUCUCCAGCUCCUGCCAGUACCUCUCUGACCACCCGGCUGACCUCUGCUGCCGCCGCGUCCCCUGUCUCCUCCACCUCAAUCUCAACCACCACCCACAAACCUACGCGGACAACCAUAAGGCACAAAGCCUCAUCCCCAUCAACACCUGCUCCAAAAGAGUCACCUGCGUCUGAGUUCUCCUCUCCCUCCACAGCCAAAACCAGCCAGCUGCCAUCACUUGCUCCUUCCCCCUCCUCAACUCUGUCCUCAACAUGGCUGAGCUCCUCGCACUCUGCCUUUCCUCACAAAAAAGCAACCAUGCCACAUACUGUGCUGCCCGAGACCACACAGAAGACAACCACUGCCACCUCUGCCACCAGCACCUCCAGGACCUCUGUCUCCAGAGAGGCCAGCACCCCUGGCAGCAUGGAAGUCCCACUGACAAGGACAUCUCCAAGCACCAGUUCUCCACCUGCCCCCAGCAGCUCCCCCAGCACCCGGAUGACCUCUGCCACCACUUCUACUGUCUCCUCCACCUCUGUCCCAACCACCAUGCCUAUGCCUCUCACUACUUCCACAUUUAGAUCCACUAAGAGUAGUACGUCUUUUUACUCCCAAAACACUACAUUUACUCCACACAGUAAAACAUCUUCAUCUGUAGUUGCUACCUCUAUCUCUGCCAAGUCUGCUCCAGCUUUAAUCCCAACUGUUUUAUCUACAACGGUUACUUUCACUCCCAGUGUUAUUACUACUGCUUCUACGGAGUCAUCUGAAAGAACUUCUUUGCGAACAACAACAAUUACCACUACUCAUACUACAUCAUCAACUCCUUUCACCUCUAGACUUUCAACUUCCUUGCCUUCUGUUGUACCAUUAACAGUGCCACAAGACCAUUGUAAAGAAUUCAAAUAUGAAGAAAAAAUAACUUACAAAGGCUGUUCUACAAAUGUCACUUUAAGCCGAUGUGAAGGAUCAUGUUCAUCUUCAACAAAGUUGAAUGUUGAGAAGAUGAUGGUCAGCACAGCAUGUGGCUGCUGUAGGCCACUUCAACUUCUUAAGAAGGAAUUCCAACUCCCAUGUCCAGACCCAGAUAACCCUGGAAAAAGGCUUGUUACAGAAAUAAUUGUAUUUAAUGGCUGUGCUUGUAACUUUGACAGCUGUAUAAAUUAGGCAGAGCUCCAGCUGGCCUCAGAUACUAAUCUUUUAAUAUUAAACAUCGAUCACAAUGACUGCUUAUUGCUGGGAGUUCUCUAGUAUUGAUUGUAAAGGAUAGCCUUGCAGUGAGGCUUCUCAGCAGGUACCUGGGGUGUCAAUGAAGUUAACUGAUAAAUUAUUCCUAAUCAGGAAGGGGGUGAGAGGGUGCAGGGGAGAAAAUAAAACAAACCACUGACAGGAUAGGACUUAGGAGGGAAUACCAUGUCAGAGACUGUCUGGCCUUGCUCAGGGUGGUAUUUUUUAAUGAAAGGCUAAAAACUGGCCUAUGCACUGUGCAAUAACAGAAAUUUGACUUUCAAAUAAAGUAGAAAGAAUUGAAUUUGCUAACUUAUUUCUCAUUAUUUGACCAAUUAUUUUAACUGAAAACAGUAUGUUAGGUUCACUACAGUUGAACUUGGAUCUGUGGAAUAGUGCAUUGCAUCACUGGGAGAAGAGACAAACGAGGUGACCCAUUUCCUUUCCUUUGAAAGUGAGCACACCACUUGUGAUUGUCAUAUAUACACAGUCACUGUCAGAAAGAAAGGUGCUACAUGCACCAAAAGCUAAGUGUGAGCUUUCUACAUGCAACCUUAAUGCAGUGGAACAUUUCCAGAAAUGAUCAGCACAGACGCGUACUGGCUUUUGAACAAAGCAGAAAUUUGCAAGGCAUUGCCCUGCAAGAAAUCAAAGACCAUGUAUGUCUAAAAGGGUACAGGUAGUUCACUCACAAGCAAUUACUACUUCCUCCUAGUAGAGAGCAUUCUUUACUACUGUGUUUGCAAUUCAUUUAAGAAAAAGUUGUAUGAAUGCACAGAAGCUCAUAGUGUCCAGGUAUUUUUUUCUUUAGGUAAGUUUUAGAGAAGUACUAAGAAUCUGAAGCACACCUAAGUUUGAGUGAGGUUAUUUAGCAGUUUAGAGUCUCCCUUUUUACCGUGACAUCAACUUUUUCUUGUACAAGUUCUGCCUGUAUGUAAUACAGGUGUACGGUUCACAGCCUCAACCAUACACCACUGUUACACCAGUUUAUUGCAGCAUGUACUAUUAAUAUACUAUGUUAAUAUACAUUACAUGCAAGUAUUCUUUACACUUAAAUAACCCCAGACAAAAAAAGGACAGUUUAAUUACUGUUCUAAUCAUUUAUUUCAUCUUAAUACGCUCUUCUGAUGCAUAUAGUCUAAUAUAUAGUCUUCUAUAUGAAAAUUCUCCGCUUAAAUCGACAGAACUUUGUUUUAUACAAAUAAGACAAUCACCAUAAAUGUUACAUACUGGAGUGUAGGUCAAGAAUGAACAUAAGCUACCUGUUUUGCUAUUCAGUUAUUUUCACAUGUCAAUGCCUGAAAAUACUGUACUUAAACAAUAACACUGUUUACUGCAGAAAUUACUUUGUCUGCUUGACAGGUUACAUCACUUCAGUAAGUUAACCAUCAUUCACAAAAAAAUAAUAAAGUAUUUGUCCUUAAUUUGUCUACUUUUCUGCUCAUGGCUUCAUUGAGCUGAUAUUUAAUACAAAGAGUGAACAGUCAUAAGCUUAACACAGUCACCACUGAAAAGACAUUAUCCCUUACCCCCCUCCUUCCCACACUUUUGAUGCACAUUUUAGCAUGUCCAAAGCACACCAAAGCAAAGUGAACUAAUGUAGUGCAGUGUUUCAAGGUGUCCUUUAAUGAGGGCACUGAAUAUUUUCAGGGAGAGAUACACAACAGGAUUUGGAAAAAAAGAACUAGAAGCUCCUCCCCUGUCUUUGCUAAAACUCCCUUUAGUUCAGCACAUCAGAUUUUUAACAUAGCAGCCAGCAGCAUGGUAAAGAUAACAGGACUAAUUAAGAGACGUAUGGUAUCCAAAGGACAAAACAUAAGGUAGUCUAUUACUAUUCUGCCAACUGCCCGACCUCAUUGCAGAACUGCUCAUGAAGAUUUGCAAAAGACAUUGCUUGUGAUCAAAGAGCCUUGAUUAGCUACUUGAAAAGCAAUAACAGGGCCAAAUGUUCAAGAGAACUUUUGCACAAAGACCAGGUCUAUAGCCAAGUUUUCAGUCAUAAUAUUCAUAGUUAACAGCCAUUUCUGGGAAAAAAAAAAAACAAACAACCAAAAACCAAAUCUCUCCCCAAACCCACAUACUACAGCCAAACCUUUGUUCCUCAUUUUCCACUUGCACUUAAGUACAAUCAUUAGCCUUCAACCAAAGAAAAUGAUAAUCACCCCAUUCCAUUAACUCAAGAUAUCGAAGGAAAAAAGCAAGGUGCACUCAUUCAUGUAGAAUCCUAUCCCCUGCUGUGCACUGGGCAGCAUGACAGAAGCUUCAUUUAAAUGUCUUUUCAAUGUCAUCACUAUUACUCAGAACCUUUAUUUCAUGGGCCCAAUUGGCUGUAUGUGUUGUGAGACACCAGUCCCAUGCCUCCUUUAAAUAACCGCAAGGAAAUCUUGAUCAAAGGUUAACUUCUCAU
Messenger RNA from Cuculus canorus (common cuckoo), 9442 nucleotides. RefSeq names its product mucin 6, oligomeric mucus/gel-forming (gene MUC6). The record is from RefSeq and is a predicted model, not a curated record. Bases 67 to 6975 code for a protein of 2302 amino acids. Gene Ontology annotation, cellular component: extracellular matrix. The transcript has 41 exons. Lineage: Eukaryota; Metazoa; Chordata; Aves; Cuculiformes; Cuculidae. Gene Ontology annotation, molecular function: protein binding.